This is a messenger RNA of Rhopalosiphum padi (bird cherry-oat aphid), 1407 nucleotides long. RefSeq lists its product as uncharacterized. Lineage: Eukaryota; Metazoa; Arthropoda; Insecta; Hemiptera; Aphididae. The record is from RefSeq and is a predicted model, not a curated record.
AUGCCUGGCAAUAAAUGCCAGUAUUUUAAUUGCUUUAAAAAUACAAUCAAGUAUCCUGGGCUAAGCAUGUUUCGGUUUCCAAAAGAUAGAAUAAUAUCUGAAACCUGGGCAAUAAAUUCUGGAAAUGUUAGUUUACUAUCACUGGAUGUGGAAAAGCUAUACAGUAGAUACAUUUGCCAAGAACAUUUUAGCCCGGAUGAUUUUAUUUAUAUGUACGAUAAAAAAAAGAAAUUAAAACCAAAGGCAGUUCCAUUCAAAUUUAAUUCUUUAGAUGAAAAUCAACCGUCUACGUCAUCUGCAGAUGAAGAUGAUUUAACAUUAUUGACACCAACCAAAACGUAUAACAAAUACAAAACCAGUACUGAAGUAGAGUUAAUAUUCUCUAGUCCUAAUUCAAUUAUGUCUACGCCGCAAAAAGAAAAAAUUUCCGAUUUAAUUGAUAUGCCUAGUCCGAGUUUUAAAAGAAAACAUUCGUAUGAUAAAGAUCCCGAUACGCCUAGAAAAAUAAAAUUAAAACAAAAAAUUGAAAAAAAAUCGAAAAUAAUUCAUAACAAAAACAGUCAUAUUUCUAAAUUAAAAAACUAUGCUUCUAAAUUUAAGGUUCAAAAUAAUUUAAAAAAUCUUAUAAAUGCAUAUCAAUUUCCAUCAUGUAACUCUAGGGCAUUAGUAACUAUGCAGCUAAAAACCAAACGUCGUACAUGGACAACUGCAGAGAGAAAUUUAGCUUUUAUUUUUUAUAAAUCCCCAUCUGCCUAUAAUUUUAUACGCCUACAAAAAAUUAAUUUACCUGCUCCAUCAACUAUUAGACGCUGGAUCGGAGAAUCAAAAUUUUUACCUGGUUUUAAUAAUUACUUUUUUGAUCAUAUACAAAAAAAAUUUGAGCAUACCAAUUAUAAAGAGAAAGAAUGUAGCAUUUGUUUUGAUGAAAUGUAUAUCAAAGAAUUUUUAGAAUAUUCUAAACAAUAUGAUUUUAUCGAAGGAUUUCAAGAUUUAGGAACUUACGGUAGAAUAAAUAAAACUGCAAAUUGUGUAUUAGUGUUUUUAGCUCGUGGUAUAUAUUAUCAAUGGAAAUUUCCUAUUGCAUACUAUCUUUCUAAUUCUGGCGUAAACAAAGAAAUCUUAAAAAAUUUAAUUGUUGACAUUUUAAAUAAACUAUUUGAUAUUGGCUUAAGCCCAAAACUCAUUGUAUGUGAUCAAGGGACAUCAAAUCAAAGUGCUUUAAAAUUGUUAAAUGUUAAUGAGACAAAUCCGUUUUUUUUUCCCAUGCCAAGGGGAAAAGCGGCAACCACAUAUGCCAACUAUUUGGACCCCGGCAUCAAAGUUCCACUGGACGCCGAUAGGAUUGUUGGGGGCGCCACUAGCGUAUGUAGGCUUAUCACGCAGCGCCGCAACUUUAUUGCUGUUUAA